This is a messenger RNA of Aquila chrysaetos chrysaetos, 1906 nucleotides long. RefSeq names its product charged multivesicular body protein 2A (gene CHMP2A). Gene Ontology annotation, biological process: protein transport; endosome transport via multivesicular body sorting pathway; late endosome to vacuole transport. Gene Ontology annotation, cellular component: ESCRT III complex; multivesicular body. The transcript is spliced from 6 exons. Lineage: Eukaryota; Metazoa; Chordata; Aves; Accipitriformes; Accipitridae. The record is from RefSeq and is a predicted model, not a curated record. The coding region runs from base 146 to 808 and encodes 220 amino acids.
ACCACCGGGAGGGCGGGGCCGUGGCGCCCGGCGCGCGUGGUUUUCCCACCGUCACGUGACCGAAACCCGGGCGACGUCACGAGGUUUGCGGAAGUGCGCGGGAGAGACCGGGAGACGCGGAAGGAUCCCGGGCGCCGCUGCCACCAUGGACCUGCUGUUCGGGCGCCGGAAAACGCCGGAAGAGUUGCUGCGGCAGAACCAGCGGGCGCUGGCCCGCGCCAUGCGGGAACUCGACCGCGAGCGCCAGAAGCUCGAGGCGCAGGAGAAGAAGAUCAUCGUCGACAUCAAGAAGAUGGCCAAGCAGGGCCAGAUGGAUGCGGUGAAGAUUAUGGCGAAGGACUUGGUGCGGACGCGGCGUUACGUGAAGAAGUUCAUCACCAUGAGGGCCAACGUCCAGGCUGUGUCCCUCAAGAUCCAGACCCUCAAGUCCAACAACUCCAUGGCCCAGGCCAUGAAGGGUGUCACCAAGGCCAUGGCCACUAUGAACCGGCAGCUGAAGCUGCCCCAGAUCCAGAAGAUCAUGAUGGAGUUUGAGAAGCAGGCGGAGAUUAUGGACAUGAAAGAGGAGCUGAUGAACGACGCCAUCGAUGACGCCAUGGGGGACGAGGACGAUGAGGAGGAGAGCGACGCGGUGGUGUCACAGGUGCUGGAUGAGCUGGGGCUGAACCUGACCGACGAGCUGGCCACCCUGCCCCCGCCGGGGGGGUCGCUGGCGGCGGGGGAGGGCCGGGCGCCCGAGGCCGCGGCCGCGCUGGCCGACGCCGACGCCGACCUGGAGGAGCGGCUCAAGAACCUGCGCCGGGACUGACCCUUGACCUCCGACCCCUGACCCCCCCAAAGCUGGAUGACCCGACACCCCCCCAACCCCCCCACCCCCACCCCCCCUUUUUCGCCACCCCUCAGACUCCGGGGUUGACCCCUGCUGCUCCGCGACCCCGGGGUUGACCCCACGACCCCCCGGGGUUGACCUCAGCGAACCCGCGACCCUGGAGCUGCCCCGUGGUGACCUCUGACCCCGUGCGACCCACGGUCACCGCCGUGACCCCUGCGGUGACCUUUGAACUUGGCCAACAGUGACCCCGCCUGCCCCCGAUCCCUGUGUGGUGACUCUUGCCCCUAGGGCUGACCCUUGACCUCUGGCGUUGACCUCUGGUGACCUAUGACCCCUCCCGGGGAUAAACCCCGGUGACCUUUGACCCUUGCCCCACCCUCCGUGGCCUGGGGGGGGUCUCUCAGACACACUACAGGACCUUGGCCCCCCCCUGGAACCAUCCCCCCCGGGGGUAUUUGCCCCUUUAAUCUGGAUUAUUGACCCUUUAUUGGGGUAUUUGCCCCCCCCCCCCGAGAUAUUUGCCCCCCCCCCCCGGGGGUAUUUACCCCCUUUAUCUGUGUUAUUGACUCUCUCUUGGGGUAUUUUUCCCCCCCCCGGCGGUAUUUGCCCCCUUUAUCUGGGUCAUUGACUCUUGGGGUAUUUGCCCCCCCCCCCCAGCAUAUUUGCCCCCUUUAUCUGGGUUAUUGACUCUUGGGGUAUUUGCCCCCCCCCCCCCCCCCCCCCAGCAUAUUUGCCCCCUUUAUCUGGGUUAUUGACUCUUGGGGUAUUUGCCCCCCCCCCCCCCCAGCAUAUUUGCCCCCUUUAUCUGGGUCAUUGACUCUCUUUUGGGGUAUUUGCCCCCCCUGGGGAUAUUUGCCCCCCCCCCCGGGGGGUAUUUGCCCCCUUUAUCUGUGUUAUUGACUCUCUCUUGGGGUAUUUAUCCCCCCCCGGGGGUAUUUGCCUCCAUCUUUCCAUUAUUUGCCCCCUCUUGGGGUAUUUGCACUCCCCCCCCCCGGGGUAUUUGCCCCUUUUGGGGGUAUUUGCCCCCCCCCCCCGGGGCAGUUGAACCGGGGCAAUAAAGGCCGCACGUUGGUA